AUGCUUACAAAAUAAAUAGCUUUUAAGAGAUCAGAAUCACUUUCUUAAGUUGAUUACAAAAUAUAUAUAGAAUUGUUAAAAGGAAAACUUUAUAGAGGAGUAAUAUUUAUCUCUGUUCAAAUUCAUAAAAGUGAUGGAUUAUUGUUAGAUUGGUAAGGUGGUAAACUUGAUGGAAUAACAGUGAAUGGUAAUGCUGUUGAAUGGAAAUUGGAAAAUGGAUUCAUAACUUUAGUUGGCUAAGAAAAUCUUUAAGGUCUGACAGAAAUAAGAAGUAAAAUUUUAAAGUUAAAUGAUUAUAGUUAAUUUUGAGAAUGAAUAUUCUACUACAGGUUAUGGAUUACAUUCAUUUAUUGAUUCAGAUGACCAAUAAUAUCUUUAUUCAUAAUGUGAGCCUUAUCAUUUUUCCAAGAUCUUUCCAUGCUUUGAUCAACCAGAUUUAAAAGGUUUUAAAUUAAAUUAAUUUAAUAGGCACUCUUAAAUUGAUUGCUCAGGCUCCAAAAGAAUGGAAGAUUAUUAGCAAUGAAAAGAAAUUGGAAGGGAAUAUGUAAAAUGUAGAAUUGGCAUAAGUCUAACAAUUAGGUUAUAUUUAACAUAAGGAUGAUUAUUAAAUAUAGGAAUUUCAGACAACAAAGAAAUUGUCUACUUAUCUUUAUGCUAUUGUAGCAGGACCUUAUGAAGAGAUCAAAUGUGAACAAUUACACAAUGGAAUUGAGAUGAGUUUGUUCUGUAGAGUUUCUUUGAAAUAAUAUUUAUAAGGAGAUAGUAAUGACAUAUUUAAACUAACUAAGGAUGGUAUGCAAUACUAUGAAUAAUUAUUCUAAUUUCCAUAUCCAUUUAGCAAAUAUGAUCAAAUAUUUUGUCCAGAAUAUGCUACUGGAGCCAUGGAAAAUGCUGGAGCUGUUACUAUAAAUGAUAGUCAAAUAUUCAAAGAAGAAGUACCUAUAGAUUAAAUUGCUUAAAGAGGAAAUGUGUUGUUGCAUGAAUUGUCUCAUAUGUGGUUUGGAGAUUUGGUGACUAUGAAAUGGUGGGAUGAUUUAUGGUUAAAUGAGAGUUUUGCUGAAUUUAUAUCCCAUUUAUGCUAAUCUAAAGUUCAUAAUAUUCCUAUUGAUCAUUGGGUGGAAUUCUUAAAGAGUAAAAUCUGGGGUUAUAUAACAGAUCAAAGAAAUACUACUCAUCCUAUUUUCUGUGAUGUUCAAAAUACUGAUCAAGCAGAUAAUAUUUUUGAUGGUAUUACAUAUGCUAAAGGUGCAGCUCUAUUAAAAUAAUUAUUCACAAUGAUGGGAGAACAAAAAUUCAGUUAAGCUAUGGGAUAAUAUUUUAAUAAGUAUUAAUAUUCAAAUACUACUCUUGCUGAUUUCUUUGGAGUUUUGAAAGAAUAAUUUGAAGGAGAUUAUUUACUUUAAUGGUAAUAAGAUUGGAUUAUGAAAGCUGGUUUAAAUUUGGUUGAACUUGUCUCAGUUAAUUAAAAUAUUUAUACUUUUAAAUAAAUAGCAACACUUAAAGAUUUACAUCCAACCUUAAGAAAUUAAAUGUUUAAAGUUGGAUUAUAUGAUCAAGAUGGUAAAGAAUUAGAAGUUAAACUAAUUUAAUUAAAUCCAGUUGAAGAGACUAUUAUAGAAUUUGAACAUCAGAAUGCAUUUGUACUAUUAAAUUUUGAUGAUGGUUCAUUUGUUAAAACUUCUUAUUCAUAAUAAUAAGCAAAUUUCUUUUUAAAGAAUCUCUCUAAUCUUUCAACUAUAAAUAGAGUUUUAGUUUUAAGAUCUAUUUGGGAUUAAGUUAGAGAUGGACUUACUAGUUUUACUACAUUCAUAAAUGGUGUAUUAAAAUCUUUAUUGAAUGAAACUGAUGAUGCUGUUCUUUAAAUGGUUUUAGAAUGGUGUACUGGAGGUGUUUCAUUUUAUUGUCCAAUCAAACAUAGAUAAACUUUUGAGAAUGAAUUGGCUGAUGUUAUUAUUGAAUUAUUGAGAAAAUGUCCAAAAGAAAAUAAAAAUAAAAGAUUAAUAUUAUUAGAUUAUUUGGCAUUAUGGGGUACAUCUUAAUAAAAUUUGGAAUUCUUAUUAUAACAUAUAAAUUCAGAUGAAGCAGAAUUUGGAUUUAUAGGAUUGUCAAAUGGAUGGAGAAUUAUUAGAAAUAUAUUUGCUAAUCUUAACAUUCCAAAAGAACAAAAAUGGUAAUUAUUUGAAAAAUGGGCUUAAAGAGAUGGAACAGAUGAAGUAAGAUUACAAAAAAGAUUUUUAGAAAGUCUAUUCAAUUUUGAUAAACUUUGGGAAUAUUUUAUUAAUUAUAAUAAAGAAGAAAGUAUUCAAAUGGUUAAAGAAGCAAUGGCUGCAUUUAAUCAUUAAAUUCAUUUAGAAUAAUUGUUUAAUUAUGAAUAGAAAUAUUUUGAAAUCUUACCAACAAUAUUUUCAACUAAGAGUUCAGAAUAUGCAAAAGAGUUCUAUCAUUCUCUAUAUCCAAUUAAUGACAAUAUUAAUUCAUAUAUUGAAUAUUGUGAAAAAACCUUAUUAAAGUCAUAAAACGAUAUCUUAACUAAAUUUUUAAAGGAAUCUAUAGAUGCAGACCAAAGAAGAUUAAAAACUUAUAAAUUCUUUUUAGAUCCAAAAUGA
This is a messenger RNA of Paramecium primaurelia, 2606 nucleotides long. The record is from the annotation of a GenBank genome assembly. NCBI's taxonomy places the organism in Eukaryota, Ciliophora, Oligohymenophorea, Peniculida, Parameciidae.